Anastrepha obliqua is the source of this 4083-nucleotide messenger RNA. RefSeq lists its product as uncharacterized. The coding region runs from base 181 to 3192 and encodes 1003 amino acids. The transcript is spliced from 3 exons. Lineage: Eukaryota; Metazoa; Arthropoda; Insecta; Diptera; Tephritidae. The record is from RefSeq and is a predicted model, not a curated record.
AGAUUAAAAACUAGGCGGAGACGACCAAUUAGAAUGGCUACAAAUUGAUUUACCAUAAUCAGCAAUUUUUUUGCAUGUCACCCUGUUUACAUAUUGUUGUAGCACUUUAUAACACCGAUUUUAGCAGAAUUGUUUUCGCUUAUUGGUACGCGCCGAAAAAAAAAUUUUAUAUUUAUAAUAAUGGAAAACAACGACGUUAUAGAUCCGUUGGAGCGAGAAAUGCAGGCAUUGGACUCUUCAAAUACUGAGUCAAGUUCGUAUUGUUCACAAAUAAAGGAAUUGCCUCACAGACCUAUUAUACUUCCACCUUUAAUCAAAGAAGAACCGGGGCAUAAUUUGACUGCAUGUGCAACGACAACAACUGAGCCUUCUCAAGUUACAUCGAAUGUGAAUUUGUCGAGUAGCACAACUCCAACACGAGGUAUUGAAAGCAAUACAAAUGAGACUCAAGCAACUGCCAGCGGUGCAGUAUGCUCGUCAGCCACAGAGUCACUACGAGCUAAUGCAUCUAUAACACCAACAACCCAAAAUGUGCUACUGGAUCCAAACAUUCGAAUUAAGCAGGAAAGAUUAGAAGAUGAUAGUGCAGUGAAAGUAGAUUUGGUUCCAAAACAGAAACAUAAGAACCGCUUAAAUGAGGAAACUGACGGUAGCCCGGCACAACCUAUUCAACAGGGCGAGGCGGUAAUCAGAAUCAAAUCAGAGCCUGUGGAUAAAACUGCCACUGUAGAGGACUAUACAAUGCCGCCAUCUAACCAAGCAUCAACUAAGAACCAGUCGGCAACACAAGAUGCGACGAUGUACAGCAUAAGGGCUGUGGUUGAGGAAAAUAAAAAUACAGAGGCGGGCAAAGAAACGCUUGGUGGCAGUGCAGAACUUCCCCCACAAGGCGAUCUGAUAACCACAAACAAAUCAAAACCUGUAGGUACAAUUUUGGCUUCAGAAGGCAGUACAAUUCAGUCUUCUAACCAAGCAACAGCAAACAACGAAACGAUUGCACAGAAUUCGUCGGAACAAAGCGCGCCGACUGUGUUAAGUGAAAACAAAAAUACAGAUGCCGUUGAACAAGAACUCGAUGAAGUUUUACCAGAUAAUUUUUUUGAUGACUUAUUACAAGAUGCUGACAAUAUUACAGCAGCGGCUCUACAAGCAACUGCUACAUCUCCUGAGCCAGAAGCAGCACGAAAAGAAACAAAUGCGCCUGUAAUAAAAAGUGAACCGCUUGAUAACCCCACGGUUUCGGAAGUGACACAAUCCGCACCCAUUCCAGAAAAUUUCUUUGAUGAUUUACUGGUCGAUCAUGCAGCAGAGCGUGUAGAAGACGUAGUAAACCAUGGCCUGGAGAUAAAGUACUCAGAACGUCUCAAAGAACUGCAAAAAUUGGAAUCUAUUGAGCAGUUUUCGAAUAAAGCUCAUAAAAAGCAUAAAAAGAAAAAGAAGAAAUCACGUAAACGUACACACCCGCAUAGUGACGAGGAGGUGGAGCCCAAGGAAAGUGGUCAUAAACGUAAGAAAAACAAUUCGCGUAGUCACAGCAGAAGUCCAACAACACACUCACAGCUUAUACAAAGUCGCAAUAGGAGUCCCGAUCAGCAGCUAAUGCGCACACACAUUAAAAAUGAACCUUUAGAGGCUCGAGCAAGUCCGCAGCGCAGUGGCUCUCUCUUUCCCCACGAUUCAGCGCAAUCAAUUUGGACACGGCUUGGCCCUAUGGGCAUUGCAAAUUCAGAUCCAGAAAAACCGGAAACUAGUGCAGAAGCUGCCAAAAGAGACAUGCGACAAAAAUCGUGCGGUACGAUUCGUGUCAAGUCUGAAUUCGCAACAUUUCCAAUACCAAAUUCUCCAGAUACUGCUAUCGACGAGUCUUCGGAUAUGUGCUUGCCAGUGCAUGAAAAAGAACUCUUCCAGCGACGUAUCAAAAACAAUAGGAACGAGCUUAUAAUUGACCUCGCGGCGCCACUGGGUUUCAAACGCAUUAAGUUAGAAAAUAGUAUUGAGAAGUCUACUGUCCCCGCUGAAAGUUUCAUGCUGCCAAAAGAUAAAAUUGAACAUGCAAAGCAGCGAGCAAUCGCCGCAAUCGAGGAGUUCAAGAAGGCAAACAAGCAAAAUAGUGCACUUCUCUCACCAUUUCUCUAUACGACCACUGUGCUCAAACUUCCCAAAAGCAACUCGCAUAUUACGCAGCAGAUACAUGAGAAUCGCUCGCCAUUACACAAUGUCAACAAUGUUCUUUACAAAUUCAACUCGCAUGCUAAUCAGUUUAAUCUGCGCGAAUGGGGUCUACAAGAAAUGCCCAAAAAUGCGGCGAAGGUGGCGAAAAUCUUAGGUUUCGAUGCGCAUGCGCUAGAAGAGAAAUUGCAAACAGCCAAAUUGCCAAUGGGGUUACAAAAGAUCGAAAGAGAAAACUUGGAGCAGCAAUCUAAUGCAAUAAUAGAACCACAACCCACAUUUCUCAUUACAGUCUCCACGCAAACGCAUAACGUUACGGUAUUGGAACCAGCAGAAGCGCGUCGCAAAACCGGUCAUGACAUAGCCGUACAAACUAUUCCAGUUUGCAACAGCAUCGCCACACAGACCGCAGGAGCUGCUUUAACGGCCAACAACAGUUACGAUGAUCUGCCACUAAUGCAGCAAAUCAAGAGCUUAAAUGAAAGCCAAUUAAUGGCUUUAAGUGAUUUUGCCGAGCUCUUAAGCGAACCUGCGCCCGCAUCUGGCGCAAAUGCUAUGGACAUGUAUCGCCUGCGACAACGCAUGAUGGAUAUUUAUAAAUGUUCACAACUACCCUCGGCAUUUGCGCCACACCCCCAAGAACCAACACAAAUAGUGUCAAUGCGACCAAAUAUUCCACGCGAUCCGCGCAGAGAUCGUAUGAUGAUGUUGCAGGAAUCAGCAGCACCACCACCACAACCCCCUGCGCUAAGGCAGACGCAUAUAAGGCACCCAUCUCAACCGCCACAUCAUCGAUUGCAUCAAGGACCAGCAAUGCGAGCACACCCACUGCAGCGAGCGCCACAGCAAUGGCCAGCAAUGCCGCCGCAUUCACAAGAGCAGCCUCCUUUGCCGGCGGCAAGAACAAUUCCUGUUAUUUCGAAUGUACAAUCGUAUCAUCCAACCGCGAUAUUCCAUCCACCGCCAGAUGCAACGCAUGGGCCUGCUUCAAAAUAUUUCGGACGCGGCGGUAUGCGCCGAUGAGCCCGCACAACGUUACCUGUUGUAAUAUAGAUUUUGCAUAUUGUAUUAGUUUAUAAAUACUUUCUAAAUUUCGCAAAGUUAAAAAGUUGUAGCCGUGUUUGUAAACACUCUAGUAAUAGCAUAGGUAGUUCUGUAAUCAAAUCGACUAUUAAAAAAAUACCAAGCUAGCCUAAGUAUUUCGCCAACAUAAAAGUAUUUUACGUUGUUUAUUUUGCUUUGACUUUGCUUUAUACAAGCACCUCAUUUAGCAUACCCCACAUUUAACAGACUUUAUCUAUCGUCUAAGAAUUAAAAAACGCAUUUGCGGUCGCAGUAGUCGAAUAGUGGAUGUGUGAUUACCAUUCAGAAGCGCGUAGGUUCAAAUCUCCGUAAAACACCAAAAUGAUAGAAAACGUUUUUUCUAAUAGCGGUCGCCCCUCGGCAGGCAAUGGCAAACCUCCGAGUGUAUUUCUGGCAUGAAAACUUCGAACGGUUCCUACAAUUUUACAACUUAGGCUGGAGCUGUUCCAUAGGGUUGAUGAAUAAGCAGCCAGUUUGGGGACAAAGUGCUGGUAUAACAACAAAAACCACUCAAUUGGACAAGUAGUCGAAAUGCAAAUACAUCUGUGAGUGCAUAAAAAAAUUAUUUGAAGACAUUGCGCAAAAAAAAAAACCAGUGCAAUAAUAAAUAAAACACCAUAUAAUUUUUUUUCGGUACGGUUAUUAAUUACAUGUAUUACUUAUUAUCAAUGCAUAAUUCGUUUUCUUAAGUUUUUGUUCUGGAUUUUUUAAAUCACUGCAUUUUGAAUUUGAUAGUUUUUGUUACACUCUUUUAAAUUUUGCUCGUCAUAUAUGUAUGUAUAUGAUAAAACUAUUACUAAAUUUUAUUGGAUUAUGCGUUAGUGUUUUUAA